Messenger RNA from Penicillium malachiteum, 363 nucleotides. RefSeq names its product transcription elongation factor SPT4 (gene spt4). Gene Ontology annotation, biological process: mRNA processing; regulation of transcription elongation by RNA polymerase II; chromatin organization. The coding region runs from base 1 to 363 and encodes 120 amino acids. The record is from RefSeq and is a predicted model, not a curated record. The transcript is spliced from 4 exons. Lineage: Eukaryota; Fungi; Ascomycota; Eurotiomycetes; Eurotiales; Aspergillaceae. Gene Ontology annotation, molecular function: zinc ion binding; RNA polymerase II complex binding. Gene Ontology annotation, cellular component: DSIF complex; nucleus.
AUGUCUUUCUACGCCGCUCCGAACCAGCAGCGCUAUUUGCGCGCAUGCAUGGUCUGCUCUAUUGUUCAGUCGCACACAAAAUUCCAGCGCGAUGGCUGUCCAAACUGCGAAACUAGCCUGCAACUCCGUGGAAAUCUCGAUGCAAUUCAAGAAUGUACAUCCCAGGUCUUCGAGGGCUUGAUCUCGGUCCGCGAUCCUUCCGUCAGCUGGGUGGCCCGCUGGCAGCGACUGGAUAACUAUGUGCCGGGAACAUAUGCGACCAAAGUGACGGGUGUUCUUCCAGAUUAUAUUAUCGGUACUUUGGAGGAUUCAGGCGUCAAAUAUGUCCCACGCGAUGGUUCUACCGGCGAGGAGGACAUGUGA